AUGUCGAAGCUUCUGCUCUUUUCCGAAACCUCGAAAAAUCCGGCUCUGAUAAUCCCUGCUACCAACACGCAGAAGACCAUUCACCUUUCCUAUCAUGCUCUUCAUAAUGUCGUAGUUAAAGCACAAAUCCGCCUGGCGGAGCUAGGCAUCGGACCCGGUAGCAAAGUUGCAUUAGCCAUUCGAAAUCGCAUCGAGUUCGUCAUCACUUUCCUCGCUCUCAUUCGACAGGGUGCGACUACAUCCCCUCUGAACCCGGACUUUGCGGUGCGGGAGAGCUCUGAAAUCCUGGGAUACAUGAAGCCGAUGUAUACGAUCGUGGCGGCAAACCACCGGAGCGUAACAUCCGACCAGAAUGUCAUCGAGGGCUCCAAGCUGCAGGGUGUGCCUGUCGCUGAAGUGGUGUGGGACAGCGAAACCGGCAGCAUCAACAUCACCACCACGAACCAGAGGGGGGAGGAAGCGGCAGCGGUAAUCGCUGCAAAGGAUAUUCAACCAACUGAUCCUGUUCUUCUACACUAUACAAGUGGGACAACGGGGAGACCCAAGGCCGUGGAGCUGACGCACCAGAUUAUCACUGCGUCCUGCGACAUUAUUAUCGCCGCUCAUGAGCUCACAGCUCGGGAUCGCACGAUGCUAGUGGCACCGAUGUUCCAUGUAGGUGGAACAUGUUCCUCUCUCUUUUCAACCCUCUGUUCUGGAGGCUGUGUGAUCAUGCCUCCCUCCCUCUCGAGUACGUUCUGGCAUCAGUUUCAAGAGCAUGGGGCCACCUGGUAUCAUGCCGUCCCGACCCUCCAUCGUCUGCUUCUCUCCUUCCCGCGGCCGAAGCAGCUAACCGACCUCCGGUUCGUCCGGUCUGGUGGAACCGGCAUCUCCGCCGAUUUGAUUCAAUUGCUUGAGAAAGAGCUGGGGUGUCCGCUCUUGGAAGGGUAUGGGAUGACGGAAACUGCGCAGGCGGUAUUUACCAACCACGAUCUCGACGUCAAGUUUCUCGUCGAUGGGGAAGAUCAAACCCCACGCCUCGUUUUCCAUCCUAGCGCGAGCGGUGAGAUCUGUGUGCGCGGUGGCUGUGUCAUUGCUGGCUAUGCUGAGGGCCCUGAAGUGAACGAGGCCGCAUUCUUUGACGGAUACUUCCGGACAGGGGAUUUAGGGAUGCUUUGUGAUGAUGGAUAUAUCCAGGUCACCGGACGGAUCAAGGAGAUGAUAAACAAGGGCGGAGAGAAAAUCAGCCCGUAUGAGAUUGAGGAGUUGUUGAUGACCCAUCCGGCUGUCAAACACGUUGCUUGUUUCCGAGUACAUGAUGACGCCUACGGAGAGGAAAUCGGCGUUGCCAUUGUUGUUCGUGAAGGCCACAAUCCAACAGCGUUGGAGAUUAAGAGAUUUGUUCGACUGAAUGCGAGUCUAUUCAAGGUCCCUAAGAAGGUGAUUUUUGUGUCAGCACUUCCAGUCAAUCGCACAGGGAAAUACCAACGAGCAAAGCUGGCUGAGGAAUACGGUAGUUGA
Messenger RNA from Aspergillus nomiae NRRL 13137, 1500 nucleotides. RefSeq lists its product as uncharacterized. Lineage: Eukaryota; Fungi; Ascomycota; Eurotiomycetes; Eurotiales; Aspergillaceae. Gene Ontology annotation, biological process: fatty acid metabolic process. Gene Ontology annotation, molecular function: medium-chain fatty acid-CoA ligase activity. The record is from RefSeq and is a predicted model, not a curated record. The transcript is spliced from 4 exons. The coding region runs from base 1 to 1500 and encodes 499 amino acids.